Molecule: messenger RNA, 3175 nt
Organism: Paramuricea clavata
Lineage: Eukaryota; Metazoa; Cnidaria; Anthozoa; Malacalcyonacea; Plexauridae
Source: the annotation of a GenBank genome assembly
AUCAAACGCCUCCAAGUCCUUAAAAGCUUCGAAGAAACGAAAGCAAAAGGCAAGUAAAGACCACGUACAUCUUAUAUCAAAACGAAUAAGACUAGAACAGUCCUUAAAUUCUAUAGGAACAUCGCCAGCAUAUCGUUUGAAUAUUAAAAGACGUGAGUGGUUACACUUGACUGUUCAAGCAUACAAAUAUAUUCAAAUUGUCUGCUGUAUUGUUUGUGAAUACCUAACAGAUUGCCGUACAAAGACGUUUUGUAAAUUGUUUGCUAUCGUAUCUAGAGAAUUCUUUCACUUUGUGUAAGGUUGUUUUGUAUGAUUUGAAUUGGAGACUUAAACUCGGUUGGUAAAACUUUACCAACUUGUGAAUUCGAACAUGUGAAUUCGAGAGACAGAACAAGCGUGAAAUUCAAUUCGGAACUAACGUGGAUUUUCGUAGCAAGAUGCUGUGUGAGUCCAAGGGGAACCUCGAAUCAUCGUUCGAACUAACCUACCAGACUAAACGACAACUAACACUAAUCGGAUUUGCCUUGCGUCGUUUUGCUGCUGGUAUCGACUACAUCAUUAUCUUGCCAUCUAUUUACUUUUAUCUACAGUCGUUCAACGUUGGCUACUAUUUCUUGGGAUUAGUCAUCGCUGCCGACUCGCUGGUCGCUUUUUUCGUCUCGCCUUUGAUCGAGAAGUUGGGCGACAAAUUGCAACGCGUUCGAUUUCUUGGCUUCGUCGCGAACUUGUUUCAAAUCGCAGGCAGCAUGAUAUACGCAUUGCCCUUGUACUAUUACAUGCCUUUGGUAGGUCGGUUAGUGUCUGGAUUGGGGCAAGGUUUUAGCGGUGCAUUGUAUGGCGAAGUGAAACGGGUGACUUCUCCUGAGGAACGCAAUCGUGUGAUGAUUUUUAUGGAAGGAGUGCGCCUUUUCGGUGUCGUGAUUGGACCUGGCAUGAAUUUCUUUAUGAAAGACUUUGAUUUGACUUUCGGUCCGUGGAUUAUUGAUCGAAGAACUGCGCCCGGAUUCUUUAUGGCUAUAGUGUGGCUGCUUGUUCAAGUUGUACAUAUAUUUACAGUGUAUGAUUUAAGCCUACACCCUAAUGGAUACCGAGAAUUGCCCGACUCCGAGGAGGACCCACCCAACCAAAAGAAACCAAGUAUCAGUCAACCGUUUACCACAAACGGCGAACCUUCUACGACAACAGGCGAACCGAAACCGACUUCGGGCGAAGAUGAACCGAAAUCCGACGAGGGCGAACCGAAAUCCGACGAGGACGAACCGAAAUCCGAGGAUCCGCACACGGACAGCUCCGACAGCGAAGGCAAGCGCAGCGAAGAGAUUCGAGUUUUAGAAUCUGAUGGCGAGUUAUCCAAACCGGUAAGACCAGUCUCGCAAACCAGCAGCUAUACCAGAAAGCUCGAGAGAAUGCCCGCAAUGAAUUAUAGCAUAUGGGAACUUUUGUGCCGACGUGACGUCAUGUUGAUCCUAAUUUGUCAAUUUUUAAUGUUCUUUAAUCAAACCACUUUCGAGACAUUAAUGUUACUAAUCGGAGUGAAUCUACUUGGAUUCAGUAUUACCAUACUCAGUGCCAUCUUCAUCGUUGCUGGUGUUGAAAUGGUAACGGUUAUAAUACUGGUGUGGUCAGCGAAUAAGUCUUUGGAUGCAAAAUACCUACUUGUUACAAGCAUCUCAGCCGGACUCCUAGCAUCGUUUGCAAGACUAGCAGUCGGUUUUGCUGACAAUAAUUCAACGGGGAGCAUAGCGAUGACAUUGCUUAUGGGGUUCUUUACCAUAAUAGGGACCCCGAUCGCAAGUAUCGCUGGCAAAUCGUUGCUGCCAAAACUAACCCAUCCUGAAACACAUGGAUUUUAUCAGACUGCUUUUGCAACUUCGCAACAUUUGGGUUUGAUUGUUGGCCCGCUUGUUGCGAGUGUGUUGUACACGCAUCUUGUGCUGUUCAGUUCGUUGACUAUUGUUGUGUUCUUGGUUGUGUACAUGUCGCUCUUGCCCAGCGUCGAGAAAAUGCAAUUUUCUGCGCAUGGCUGUGGGACAAUUUGACGUUUGAAACAAUGUUACGUGUUUGUACGUGUAGAGUUAUUAGGCCGGUUUUAUAGGUCGAAUUUUGGUCGCGUCGAAUGCAAUUAAGACAAUAGAUAAUGAGAUGAUAAACCUCAUUAAGCUUCAUUAUCAAUUGCAUUCGACACGACCGAAAUUCGACGUAUAAAACAGGCCUUAGUGUUAUACGAUAAAUUUUAAAGUAGUAAUUUGUUGCUAUGUUUACAUUGUAUCGGAUCGGUUUUUGCUUUUUGUUACGGCCCAAGUGUAAACAGCUUUCGCCCUUCUAUGCCCUCGUCUUUCCUUGUAUAUAUUUACCAAAAACAAAAAUAUUGCAGACGUCAUUUGAAUGAGUGAGCAAGCUAUACCAGUAGAUGUUAGAAUAGCAAGUUUUUGUUUGCUAGACGCCAUUUUGAAUCACGAAUUGAAACCAGAAUUGGUAUGGUGUGUUUACAUUACAAUGACAGCGUUGCAAAAACUAUUCCGGCACCCUGACGCACCACUUUUGGAAGAGCGCAGCGCCGCUUCGAUGCAGAAAUUGAUUCGAUUACAUCAUUUCAUAUGUCAACACAAGACCUAUCCGGUAUGGUUUUUGCGUCGCUGCGCAAGCUAUCCGACACAAUGUAAUGCUUAUUUCAGACGUGGAACUUUUCGUGAGCCGACUAAUGAGCAAAACACAUUGUCUGAGUUCAUUCACGCGACGUUAGGCACAUAAAAAGGUCUACUUUUGAAACAGACUUAACCGAGGAGUGUAUUAUUCUGAAAAAAUCGUGCGAGAAUUUUUGAGAUUUCAAAAUACCUGCAAUGUAUUCAGGAAUUUGGGGAGUUUUGCAAAAUCUUCAGCAUUUUUAGUAAAGGACAUGCAUGAAACACUCGAGACUUUGAGAUGGAUUUUGGCAGCAUUUAAGGAAUUUAAAAAUUAUUAUUUUGGAAACGUGUUCGUGGAUUUCUGAAGUAAUACACCCCUCGGACCUCGCACUUUUAAGAUAUUUACGCCCGAAUUGAUUAAGUGUUGUAAUAGUGUUGUAAUUAAAAUAUAGAGGUUCCAAAUAUAGCCAAUACAAAUGUACGCGAAAUUAAUAAUUAAACCUCGACUAGUGUUCGAUUUUCAUGCAAUAAUUCUGACACUAAAGCCCUGG